CCACGACUGCAGAUACUGCCAGCCUACUUCAGUGCUCCAUGUGUAAAAACCUGACAGAAGAUUUAGUCACUCUGAGUUGUGGACACACAUUUUGCGAAAGCUGUCUGAAUCAGCACAUAAACAUGAGCGAUCCUCAGUGUCCUCAGUGCCACCAGGCUCCUAGGAGGGUGGAGAUGGAUGACCUGAGUCACAUUAACACAGAUGAAAGAGGUGAGAUCCUGUGCGACAUCUGUGAGAAAAACCGGAAGUUCAUAGCUGUGAAUUCCUGCUUGACCUGUUUACUCUCAUACUGUGAGCGUCAUCUGAAGCCGCAUCAGUCUAUGGAGAGGCUGAAGGGUCAUAGACUUAUAGAUCCAGUGGAGAGAUGGGAUGAGAGGGCGUGCGGUGACCACGGCAGACCUCUGGAGCUCUACUGUACCCGAGACGAAUGCUGCAUCUGUGCCUUAUGUGUGAAACCUGGUGUAGAUGUCAUAACUGUGGUGACAGAGAGACAGAGGAGAGAGGCCAAACAGCAAAGGACUAUUGUGGAGUUGGAAAGCAUGAUAAAAAAGGGAGCAAAAAAAAUUCAAGACCUUGAGGAUAGAGUCAGAAAAAAUGUGGCUGAGAUAAACAGAGAGCAGACAGAGAUAAAAAAGGUGUUUGCUGCAGUGAUCGAUGCUGUGAGGAGAGCUGAGGAGAAGCUGCUUGCUCCUCUGGAAGAUGGAAGAAGGAGUCUGGAGAGAGAGAUGGAAGAGAAGACACAGAAGAUACAGGAGGACAUGCAAAAGUAUAAAAAAAUGAUCGACAGAUUGAAUCAGACUCAGAAUGAAGAAGACGACAUCAUCUUUCUCCAGUCGUAUCCAACUGUGCCGGCUCAACUCAGAGAUGAUUGGAGAGUUGCUAUUGACACGGAACUAAACUUUGGCUCCAUGAGAAAUACAACCACAUCUGUUUUGACUUCUAUUAGGACUCAGCUGGAGAAUCUUUGCUUUAUUGAAAUUACAAGGAUUCAGAGGUUUUUAGUGGAUGUAAUUCUGGAUAAAGAAACCGCACAUCCAGCUCUGGAAGUCUUUCAAGAUGGCAAAACUGUAAGAGGCAAAGCAAACGCUCAUGACAUCCGGAGAGGCACCAAUCUGUUGGAUGGUGUCUUGGGAAAUCUUCAGAUCACGUCUGGAAAAGCAUUUUGGUUAGUGGAGGUGGGACAGACAACAGGCUGGGAACUGGGCGUAGUGAGAGAAAAUGCAAACCGGGGAGGAAAUGUCUCCUACAAACCCAGUGAGGGUUAUUGGGUCUUUCUGUUCUCUGGUCCAAACACGUAUGGAGCUUUUGAAGAUUGUCCAAUUCAGCUGCAUCUCUCCACCAAACCUCAGAAGGUGGGAGUGUUUGUCGACUAUGAGAGCGAUCUCAUCUCCUUCUAUAAUAUGGACAAUCUGUCACAUAUUUACACAUUUACUCAGUGUAGAUUCAAUGGAACCAUCCGUCCGUAUUUUAACCCUCAUCCCAACAAAAAUGUCAAAAAUUCAGAUCCAAUGAAAAUUUUUUUCUAGUAAUUCAACUGAUAUUCAUAUGUGAGAGGUGCA
Messenger RNA from Paramisgurnus dabryanus, 1559 nucleotides. NCBI's taxonomy places the organism in Eukaryota, Metazoa, Chordata, Actinopteri, Cypriniformes, Cobitidae. The record is from RefSeq and is a predicted model, not a curated record.